GGCCACGAGCCCAGCCUGGGGGUGGUGUGGGGUCCGCCGGACGGCGCGGACUGGAGGCGCCCGCCGCCGUGGACGGGCUCGGCGGGCUGGCCUGUGGUGCAGGAGGAGGGGUUGGGGCCCCGCAAGCAGUACCAGGAGAAGGGGGGAGGCAGCCCCGCAGUGCAGGAGCGUGGGGAGGCCCGCGCCGGGGUGCAGGAACAGGGGGAGGGGAGCCCACGCAGGCUGCUGCAGCAGCCCGAGCCGCUCUCCGAGUUUGGGGACCGUUCCUGGGAGCGCGGGGAGGGGCUCGAAAGUUCCGGGGAGCCGGGGGCUCAGCACUGGGAGAGCUGCGGGCACCUCAGGCGGGAGGCAGUGGUCCUGGGAGCGGCCCCGACACGCCGCGAGAGACUCGAGCUGGUGGGGAGGGCCAGGCCUGUGGGGCCCCAGGGGCCUGAGGGGGAGGGGCGCCUGGGGGUGCAAGAAGCAAAUUGGUUGCCCGGGGUGCAGGAAGGACAGGUGGUGCGGGCUGUUCAGGAGACAUACCUGGACGGGAAGGGGUCCCAGGAGGGAGAGGGGCCCCCCGAGGGGCACAGGAUCCGGAGGCGCCGGCGGAGGAGGAGGUGGUAACCUACAGGCCGGCUGCCCAGCGCCCGGAUCGCUCAAGGGCCGUGGUGAGCGCAAGAUGUAGGGGUUUGGGGAUUGGAGCAUUAGAAGCCACUGCCCCAGAGCGGGCAGUGUGUCCUGCUGGAUCCUCUUCUGCCACCUCAGCCUGGACAUCAUCGAAACUGUGUCUGCAGGGAGGCAGCCGAAGGCAGCAGAGGCUGGGGAGCAGCAGCAUGCAGCCCGAGGAGGGCACGGGCUGGCUGCUGGAGCUGCUGUCCGAGGUGCAGCUACAACAGUACUUCCUGCGGCUCCGCGAUGACCUCAAUGUUACCCGCCUGUCCCAUUUUGAGUAUGUCAAGAAUGAGGACCUGGAGAAGAUUGGCAUGGGCCGGCCUGGACAGCGGCGAUUGUGGGAGGCUGUGAAGAGGAGAAAGGCCAUGUGCAAACGCAAGUCUUGGAUGAGCAAGGUGUUCAGUGGAAAGCGACUGGAGGCUGAGUUCCCUCCUCAUCACUCUCAGAGCACCUUCCGGAAGACCUCGCCCACUCCAGGGGGCCCAGCAGGGGAGGGGCCCUUGCAGAGCCUCACGUGCCUCAUUGGGGAGAAGGACCUGCAUCUCUUUGAGAAGCUAGGAGAUGGCUCCUUUGGCGUGGUGCGCAGGGGCGAGUGGGACGCCCCCUCGGGGAAGACGGUGAGUGUGGCUGUGAAGUGCCUGAAGCCUGAUGUGCUAAGCCAGCCAGAGGCCAUGGAUGACUUUAUCCGGGAGGUUAAUGCCAUGCAUUCCCUGGACCAUCGAAACCUCAUUCGUCUUUAUGGUGUGGUGCUCACGCCACCCAUGAAGAUGGUGACAGAGCUGGCGCCGCUGGGAUCGUUGUUGGACCGGCUGCGCAAGCACCAGGGCCACUUCCUCCUGGGAACUCUGAGCCGCUACGCCGUGCAGGUGGCUGAGGGCAUGGGCUACCUAGAGUCCAAGCGCUUUAUUCACCGUGACCUGGCUGCCCGAAAUCUGCUGUUGGCCACCCGUGACCUGGUCAAGAUUGGGGACUUCGGGUUGAUGCGUGCACUACCCCAGAAUGACGACCACUAUGUCAUGCAAGAGCAUCGCAAGGUGCCCUUUGCCUGGUGUGCUCCCGAGAGCCUGAAGACACGUACCUUCUCCCAUGCCAGUGACACCUGGAUGUUUGGGGUAACAUUGUGGGAGAUGUUCACCUAUGGCCAGGAGCCCUGGAUUGGCCUCAAUGGCAGUCAGAUUCUGCAUAAGAUUGACAAGGAGGGGGAACGUCUGCCGCGGCCUGAGGACUGCCCACAGGAUAUCUACAAUGUCAUGGUUCAGUGCUGGGCUCACAAGCCAGAGGACAGACCCACCUUUGUGGCCCUGCGGGACUUCCUGCUGGAGGCCCAGCCCACUGACAUGAGGGCGCUUCAGGACUUUGAGGAGCCAGACAAGCUGCACAUCCAGAUGAAUGACGUCAUCACCGUCAUCGAGGGAAGGGCUGAGAAUUACUGGUGGCGUGGACAGAACACCCGGACACUGUGUGUGGGACCCUUUCCUCGCAACGUGGUGACCUCCGUGGCUGGCCUUUCAGCCCAGGACAUCAGCCAACCCCUGCAGAAUAGCUUCAUCCACACGGGACAUGGCGACAGUGACCCCCGCCACUGCUGGGGCUUCCCUGACAAGAUUGAUGAACUGUACCUGGGAAACCCCAUGGACCCUCCUGACCUGCUGAGCGUGGAACUGAGCACCUCCCGACCCACCCAACAUCUAGGAAGGGUGAAAAGGGAGCCUCCACCUCGCCCACCUCAGCCUGCCAUCUUCGCUCAGAGUAAGUGGGGCUGCUCUCGAUGCCUUGGCCCCUGCCCCUGCCCCCUCUCUCCUCUCAUUCCUCCUCUCCUUCUGAAAGAGCCAACCUACGACCCAGUGAGUGAGGACCAGGACCCUCUGUCCAGCGACUUCAAGAGGCUGGGCCUCCGGAAACCAGGCCUGACCCGUGGGCUGUGGCUGGCGAAGCCCUCAGCUCGGGUGCCGGGCACCAAGGCAGGGCGUGGCGGCGGGAGCGAGGUCACACUCAUUGACUUCGGCGAGGAGCCUGUCGUCCCCGCCCCCCGGCCCUGUGCACCCUCACUGGCACAGCUGGCCAUGGAUGCCUGCUCCUUGCUGGACAAGACUCCACCGCAGAGCCCCACUCGGGCACUGCCCCGGCCCCUGCAUCCCACACCUGUGGUGGACUGGGAUGCCCGCCCGCUGCCCCCGCCUCCUGCCUACGACGAUGUGGCCCAGGAUGAGGACGACUUUGAAGUCUGCUCCAUCAACAGCACCCUGGUGGCUGCAGGGGUCUGUGCUGGGCCCAGCCAGGGUGAAACCAAUUAUGCCUUUGUGCCUGAGCAGGCGCAGCUCCUCCCUCCCCUGGAGGACAAUCUGUUCCUCCCACCCCAGGGUGGGAGCAAGCCGCCCAGCUCGGCCCAGACCGCGCAGAUCUUCCAGGCGCUGCAGCAGGAGUGCAUGCGGCAGCUGCGGGUCCCGGCUGGCUCCCUGGUCCCUUCACCUGACCCAGUCCCAGCGGGUGAGGACAAGCCCCAGGUGCCCCCCCGGGUGCCCAUCCCCCCGAGGCCCACUCGCCCACGUGGUGAGCUGUCUCCAGCCCCCUCAGGUGAGGAGGAGAUAGGGCGGUGGCCUGGACCUGCCUCCCCUCCCCGGGUGCCUCCCCGGGAGCCCCUGUCCCCUCAAGGCUCGAGGACCCCUAGCCCCCUGGUACCACCUGUAAGCUCCCCACUGCCACCCCGGCUCUCAAGCUCACCUGGGAAGACCAUGCCCACCACCCAGAGCUUUGCCUCAGACCCCAAGUAUGCUACACCACAAGUGAUCCAGGCACCCGGCCCACGGGCUGGUCCCUGCAUCCUACCCAUCGUCCGUGAUGGCAAGAAGGUCAGCAACACCCACUAUUACCUGUUGCCCGAGCGCCCACCCUACCUGGAACGCUACCAGCGCUUCCUGCGUGAGGCCCAAAGCCCUGAAGAGCCGGCCCCCUUGCCUGUGCCCCUGCUGCUGCCCCCACCCAGCACCCCAGCCCCUGCCGCCCCCACUGCCACUGUUCGACCAAUGCCCCAGGCUGCCCCAGACCCCAAGGCCAACUUCUCCACCAACAACAGUAACCCAGGGGUCCGGCCACCAGCCCUGAGGGCCACUGCACGGCUGCCACAGAGGGGCUGCCCUGGGGACGGGCCAGAGGCUGGACGACCGACAGACAAGAUCCAGAUGCUGCAGGCCAUGGUGCAUGGGGUGACCACAGAGGAGUGCCAGGCGGCCCUGCAGAGUCACAGCUGGAGCGUGCAGAGGGCUGCCCAGUAUCUGAAGGUGGAGCAGCUCUUUGGGUUGGGUCUGCGGCCGCGAAGCGAGUGCCACAAGGUGCUGGAGAUGUGUGACUGGAACCUCGAGCAGGCAGGCUGCCACCUCCUGGGCUCCUGCGGCCCCGCCCACCACAAGCGCUGAGAUGUCUGAAGAGCCAGAGGGUCUGCCCUGAAGGAAUCACUUGAGCCUGUCCAUCUGACAAGGGUGGGGAGAAGACCUGCCCAGGCCUGGAGGACCUGCUGCCACUUGCCGUGGCAGAGCAAAGCCAAGGCAGCGGGAGACUGGGAGCCCCGCCUUGCUGUCCCUCCCUCACCCAGUGCUGUCCCUGCAACUUUGGAUCAGCUCUUGGUGCCCUUAGCCAAGGGGUGGGAAGGAACCCCACGAAGGCAGGCCUGGUGGCCGCCUCAGCAGGCCCUGCAGCUGACCUGCUUCUGGCUCCAGCCGCUGGUUGGGCCUGUGGCCGGAGUGUGUUUCCAUGCUCUGACAGUGGGGAAGCAGGGCUUGACUCAUGCAGGGAGGAUGUGUUGGCCACACAGAAAGGUGGACCAGCACCCAGCAAGCCCUCCCAGGGUAGGGCCCUUCUCCAGGGAUCCCCUGGAGGGCAGUUAGGGUGUCGGAGAGAAUGUGACUUGUGGCCUCACCAUGGAUAUGUUAUGGGACUAGGCUGGUCUUAGGAUCUUGUGCCUGGAAAUAGCCCUGAGUGGCUCAGGAAGCAGAGCGAGGGUGCCAGAUUGUUCUCUGGCAGGGACCAGGGCCCAAGGCCCCAGGGUUGGAAGGAGACCAAGGGGGCAGCUGCCCUGGAGGGAUACCAGUGCUUCCUCUUUGACCCAGCUCCUCCCCUGUGCUGUUCUGUGUUUUCCUACCAGCCUGUGUCGCCAAAGUUGCUGCCCCAGCUAUGGAUACCUGCUUCUUCCAGAGAAAUAAAGUUAGUUUCUAUUUUAUGUUA
Herpailurus yagouaroundi (jaguarundi) is the source of this 4872-nucleotide messenger RNA. It is a transcript of the gene TNK2, whose product is annotated as tyrosine kinase non receptor 2. Lineage: Eukaryota; Metazoa; Chordata; Mammalia; Carnivora; Felidae. The transcript has 16 exons. Gene Ontology annotation, biological process: protein phosphorylation; negative regulation of epidermal growth factor receptor signaling pathway; regulation of keratinocyte differentiation. The coding region runs from base 816 to 4067 and encodes 1083 amino acids. The record is from RefSeq and is a predicted model, not a curated record. Gene Ontology annotation, molecular function: protein binding; ATP binding; protein serine/threonine/tyrosine kinase activity.